Messenger RNA from Saccoglossus kowalevskii, 1020 nucleotides. Its product is annotated as histamine H2 receptor-like. The record is from RefSeq and is a predicted model, not a curated record. Gene Ontology annotation, molecular function: G protein-coupled receptor activity. Lineage: Eukaryota; Metazoa; Hemichordata; Enteropneusta; Harrimaniidae. Gene Ontology annotation, biological process: G protein-coupled receptor signaling pathway. Gene Ontology annotation, cellular component: membrane.
AUGGCACACCAUCCCACACCACCGUUUUGGAACACUACUUUACAAGAUGUCAUCAUCGAUAAACCGAACGUUAUAACAAACGUGACGAUUGUAUUCCUCACAAUUGUGUGCACAACGACAAUCAUCGUCAACGCAGUAACAGCAAUUGUUAUUUUAAUUGAUCGUACAUUACGUCAACAAAAUCAUUACAUGCUUCUGUUAAAUCUGAGUAUACUGGGAUUGCUGGUCGGAGUAGUUGCCGUGCCUAAAGAUAUCGUGUUAUAUGUUCACCGGCCAGCACCGUGGUUGUGUCAGUUGUCGACAGGAGUCUCCAUCAUGUUUACUCUAAGCGUCAUCGGCAGCACCGCUCUUUUGAGUUUACAUAAAUAUGUCCACAUAUUUUACCCGCUCAUCUAUACCACUUUAGUCACAACUAAGCGUGUUGGAGUAGCCAUCACCGCUAUCUGGCUACUGCCAAUCGUUAUCUUCUUAACGGUUUCUGUAGUCGCCAUGGCAAACGGAGAGGGUUUUUUCAACUCAGUACCCGGUUGUGAAGGAUAUAAACCGGCGCUCGUAGUGGUUAUUGUGCCAACAGUUUUCUUCAUAACGGGAGUGUGUAUUGUACUUUUCACCAAUAUUCGCAUCGCGUGUCUAGUGCGAGAAAAACGUCGUCAUAUCCGCGCGUUAACUUUAGAAACGGCCGUGGCGGGCACCGAGGCGUCACAGUCGACUAGACCAGUGGCUUUGUCAAAACGUGAAGUCAACGUUGCAAUUACACUUUUCGUUAUUCUUACAACCUGGAUAAUUUUCUGGACUCCGGUUUUUGUUGUAAUUGUGCUCAGCGUAUUGUAUCCGAACGGUAGCCAUGGAAAUGCGUUAUUUUGGACAACGCAAUUAUCUUAUUCAUUUUCUACCCUGUGUCCGUUCAUUUACGCCUUCGACAAACCCUUUCGCGUAGCUUGUAACAAGUAUGUGUUUCGCAAGCGAGAAGUUCAGUCAUUGCAGCAUAUCGAUACAACCAGGGUUACUAGAAGACCGUGA